Pseudopodoces humilis (Tibetan ground-tit) is the source of this 3105-nucleotide messenger RNA. The record is from RefSeq and is a predicted model, not a curated record. NCBI's taxonomy places the organism in Eukaryota, Metazoa, Chordata, Aves, Passeriformes, Paridae.
AUGCCCCGGGCCCGGGCCGCCUACCUGGGUCAAGGUCGCGACGGUCCCGUCCCGUCAGCGCCGCACCUGGGGAGGGCAGAGGAGGCGUCGGACGCGGGGCCGGGAACCCCCCGGGACCCCGCGGACCCCAGCGGGACUGGGCCCCCCGCCCCACGGCACCGCGACCCGCUCGGACCCGUCCCCGCCGCGGGCCCCUCACCCUCGAUACCGCUCGAGCCGGUCCGGUCCCUCUGGCCCCGCGCGGCCAAGGGCGGGCGGCGGCCCGGGCACCCCGGCACGGAGCAGAAGGGCGGUUGGACCUGCCUCGAGGCCCGCUCCGCUGCCCGCACACCUCGCUCCCGCGCCGCCGCUCACCGCCCGCCCCCGCCGCGGGCCCCGCGCUCCCGACGCCAUCUUCCCGCCGCGCCCGACGCACCGCGCGCGCUGGACACGCCCACCGCCGGGCUGACCACGCCCACCGCGGGGCUGACCACGCCCACCGCGGGGCUGACCACGCCCACCGCUGCCCGGGACACGCUCGCACGCCUCGGUGGGCGGGGCCUGCACGGGAGAGCUCGAGCGCUCAUUGGCUACGCCGAGAGUGGGGCGGGGCCGGGAGGGGCCGGAGCGCGUGGGAACCGGGAAUCGGGAACAGGGACGGGCGGUACCGGGACACCCCGGCACCGGGUACCCCCUACGAGCACCCUCCGGAGCGGGGCAUCCCGAGAAACCGGAAACCUCUCCGAGCCGGUCACCGGUAACCUGUACUCAGGUGCUGGGAAUCCCGGCACCGAGAACCCCAGUACGAGCAGCACCCGGAACCGGGCACCCCACUGGCCCAGGCACCCCUGUGCUGCGAGCCCCAGAACUGGGCAGCCCAGUACCGGCGGGUACCCUGUGCCCGGCCCUGGCAGGCGCUCCGGGUACCGGGAACCGGCACCACCCGCGCACAGGGCACUGCCUGGCACCGCCUGUUGUUACUGGAGACUAACCCGGGCCCCAGAGUGCCCGGUGGACCUGGCACCGUGGCUGCCUCGGCGCAGGUGUCCCUGCGGACCGCACGUUGCUAAGGACGAGCCCGGUGCCGCGGGAGCCGCCUGGCUGGGUCCCCUUGAGGAGCCACGCCUGGCACCGGGGCAGGCGGCGGCUCCUGCCAGCAGCUCGGGUGCACAGGACCGCCGGCUACCGGAACGAGCGGGAUCCGCGCUGCGGAGGAUGCGGACCCUCGGCUCCCUCCCGUCCUGCCGCGGGGCCCGGCUCCAGCCCCGCAGCACCUCUGGAGCCGCCGGACGUGCCACGGGGAACUGGACCCUGGACCCCGCCGGGGACUGGCACUACAGAUGGAUCAGUCUCAUGGUGCUGCCCAUCCUUUACAACUGGGUCGUCCUCAUCCUCAGGUGCUGCUUCCCCGAGCUGCAGGAGGCACACACCGGGCUGUGGCGGGCCCUGGACGGGCUCAGCGAUGCACUGUACCUGCUGGACAUCGCCGUGCACUGCCACACAGGUUUCCUAGAGGACGGGAUCCUGGUGCGGGACCUCAGCCGGACGCGGCGGCUCUAUCUGAGCUCCUGGACCUUCCCCUGGGACGUGAUGACUGUGCUGCCCACCGAGCUGCUCUGUCUGCUCCCAGGGGUCCCGAGGGUCCCGGGGGUGCCAGCAGCACGCGCCAACCGCUGCCUACGGGUGCCACGACUCUUCGAGGCCUUCGACCGGUGCGAGACACGCACGGGAUGGCCCAACGUGUUCCGCACGGCCAAGCUGAUGCUGUACCUGCUGCUGGGCAUCCACUGGCACGGCUGCCUCUACUUCGCACUGUCGGCGCACCUGGGGCUGGGCGUUGAUCCCUGGGUCUGCCCCAGCUCCACCCGACCGCUGCGCCGAUACCUGCACAGCUUCUACUUCUCCACGCUGGUCCUGGCCACGGUGGGAGACACGCCGGCACCGCAGCGCGAGGAGGAGUUCCUCUUCCUCACCGCCGGCUUCCUCCUGGCCGUGCUGGGCUUCGCCACCGUCACCGGUAGCAUCAGCACCGUCAUCGUCAACCUCAGCACGGCCACCACCGCCUUCUACCCCGAGGCGGGGCCGGUGCGGCGGUACCUGCGGGCGCGGGGCGCGGGCGGGCGGCUGGAGGCGCGCGUGGUGCGCUGGCAGCAGCACCUGCGGGCACAGCGCAAGCUGCCGGCGGAGCGGGAGGUGCUGCAGCUCCUGCCGCGGGGGCUGCGGGCCGAGGUGGCCGCCAGCGUGCACCUGGCGGCCCUGCGGCGAGUCGGGCUGUUCCGCAGCUGGGAGCACGGAGUGCUGCGGCAGCUGGUGCUGCGCCUGCGACCGCAGGUCUUCGGCCCCGGCGAGUUCGUGUGCCGGCGUGGGGAUGUGGGCCGCGAGAUGUACUUCAUCCGCGAGGGCCGCCUGGCCGUGGUGGCCGAGGACGGUGUCACGCAGCUGGCCGUGCUGAGCGAGGGGCUCUACUUCGGGGAGAUCAGCCUCAUCAACAUCAAGGGCAACGCGGCGGGGAACCGGCGCACGGCCAACAUCCUGAGCAUCGGCUACUCAGACCUGUUCUGCCUGGGCAAGGAGGACCUGGCGGAGGUGCUGGCCGAGUUCCCCCGUGCCCGUGCUGCCAUGGAGGCCAAAGGCCGGGAGCUGCUGCUGCGCAUGGGCCGGCUCGACACCGGGGCCGAGGCGGCGGCACUGGCGGCCGAGGCGGAGGCGGAGCGGCGGCUGCAGGGGCUGGAGCUGGCCCUGGAGGGGCUCCAGACUCAGGCAGCCCGGCUGCUGGCACAGCUGGAGGCCAGCGCCCUGCGCAUGGCCCUGCGCGUCCAGCGCCUCGAGAGACGGCCGCACCUGCGGGACAGAGCGGCGCGGACAGACGGAGCAGCGGGAGCGGCCUCACCGCCUGCCGGGACACAGGGUCCUCCUGAGGGACAGGGUCCCCCCGGAGCGCAGCAUCCAGCCAAGGCACAGCGUGGCCUCAGGGCAUACGGUCCCCUCAGGGAACAGGGUCUCUCCAAGGCCACAGAGACAGACUGGGGCACGAGGUCCCAGUGGUACGUAUGGUCCCAGUGGGGCACAGACUCUCCCCAGGGCACAGGGUCCCUCCGGGUCACAGAGUUCCAGAGGGGUGCAUGA